Messenger RNA from Argiope bruennichi, 12804 nucleotides. RefSeq names its product golgin subfamily A member 4-like. The coding region runs from base 434 to 10186 and encodes 3250 amino acids. Gene Ontology annotation, biological process: regulation of synaptic plasticity; neuromuscular synaptic transmission; maintenance of presynaptic active zone structure. Gene Ontology annotation, cellular component: cytoskeleton of presynaptic active zone. NCBI's taxonomy places the organism in Eukaryota, Metazoa, Arthropoda, Arachnida, Araneae, Araneidae. The record is from RefSeq and is a predicted model, not a curated record. Gene Ontology annotation, molecular function: structural constituent of presynaptic active zone. The transcript is spliced from 18 exons.
AAAAGUGGGAAGGGACGAUCUUCCUUCCUCACCGAAUAAGCCGAGCGGCGAAAUGUCAGAGGAGAAGAGACAAGCCCUCUCUUCAAUUCGUAACCGGUAUUCGGAACUCCAUUAAAAAUGCUGCAGCUCGAGAACAACAAGGAAAAGCCGGUGUCUCAGGGAUUGGUUGAUUCUAUUCUAGGUCUCGGAUGGAAUAAUCCGUUAUCGUUUGCUCCACCGAAAGGAACCAAGGCGAGCUAUUGAUCGUUCCCAAAAGGCGAGAGAAAGAAAAUCGGGCGGACCGUUUGCUCGCUGCUACAACAUGGCCCCGCGCUGCUGAGGUCUCGAGGAGUUUAGUGUGGGCCUCCAGCAAUUCUCGCGCUUCCUAGUACUUUUUCGAAGGGGGAACGGAUGUAUUCACCUAGAAUAUCGUACCUCCAUAGAUUAGUUUUAGAUGCAGUCGAGAAUAGAGGUAGCGCCAGCCAUGUCCCGCGAAGCCUACGGCAGCAGCAGUGUUAGCCAGAGGUCACCCAAACCAUCCAGACGGACCGACAUCAACCGCGAACCUGCAUCCUCCUCCUCCAAGUACUAUCCCUCCUCCAUUUCCCAGCCUGUAUCCGGACGGGCCAGUCCAUCCCGUGGACCACCCCCGGAAAGUUCCCUUCCCAUCGGUCGCAGGAGUAGCAGACACGGGUACGGUGCUAGUCGUUCCGGCAACGCCAGUCCUUUGACUUUACCCACGGACGGACCAGUUCCCCACUCGACGAGUGCAUACAACGUCGGGCACUACUACAACAACGAGGAACUGGCUGGAAGUCCGACCAUGGACGGAAGGGCCACUGGUGGUCCGACAUCGGGCCAUCAUCGGAGCCGAUCUGCUACUCGCGUGCCACUACGAAAUUAUCACUCGCUGGAGAGGGACCAGGACAGGGAGUUUGUGCCCAUUCGAGAUCCAAGAGACAGAUCCUUGGAUCGCCAUCCUAGAAGCAGGGAGCGGUCGAUGGACCGCACUGGGUACAGGGACGAGUAUGCUUACAGGGACAUAGAGGGACCUAUGGACUCAGACCCGUACAGGGACACGAGCCAUUCGAUGUCCAGGUCCGCUUAUGGUGAUUCCACCAGGCAUGGGUACAGCAGUAGGUCCGCCGGUGGUGGCGAUAGUUUCGUGAUGGAGCUGCAAACCAGACUGAAUGAUCUCCAAAACCAGUACAGCAAUCUGAAAAGGGAACUUGAGGCGACCACACAGAAACUGGGCUCCAGCAUGCACAGCAUCAAGACCUUCUGGAGCCCAGAGUUGAAGAAGGAGAGAGCCUUAAGGAAAGAGGAAGCCGCCAAAUAUGCGUUAAUUAAUGAUCAGAUGAAGAUUCUCAGAUCUGAAAAUCAGAAACAAGCCGCCCUGAUUCGUCAGCUAGAGGAAGAACUGAGGCUGGCCCACAUGAGGAAUCCGGACGCCGAGGUACAGCAGCAUCUCGAAGCUCUGUACAACGAGAAGGAACACAUGACCAAGGAGAUAUUUCUUCUUAGGGAAACUAUUAAGGAAUUAGAGCUUAGAAUCGAAACUCAGAAGCAGACUUUGGCUGCACGUGAUGAGAGCAUAAAAAAGCUGAUGGAAAUAAAGGGAGUAGGUGGACAGGAAGACAGGUUAGAAGUAGAAAGAUUAAAAAGCAAACUCAUAGAAACUGAAGCAAGAUAUAGGCAUUUGGAAUCUAUGUACGAAUCGAGAGAUAAAGAUCUUAAUAAAGACUCUAGAAUCAAGGUUUUAGAAGAAGAAAUUGAACUUCUUGAAUCAAAAAUUUCAAAACAGCAUUUCAUAUUGAUCAACGGUGCAUGCGAAAAUAACGGAAACGUUGCUGUUAAACCAAAUAAUGAUACUGAAAAGAAGGAAUUACUGUCAAAGAUGGAGGAACUAAGGAUAGAAUUGAAUAGAAGAGAUCAAGAAAUAGUAGCAAUGAAUGCUAAGAUGAAAACUUUAGAGGAACAGCACCAUGAUUACCAGAGGCAUAUUGCUGUGCUAAAAGAAUCACUUUGUGCCAAAGAAGAACAUUACAAUAUGUUACAAGCUGAUGUCGAAGAGCUGAGAGUUCGUCUCGAAGAAAAAAAUAAGCUCAUCGAAAAGAAGACUCAGCAGACUAUGACUUCUAGUCAAGAAAAGAACCGUUUAAUGCAAGAAGUUCAAGAACUCAGGGACCAUAUGGAAAUCAAGGACAGGAAAAUUAAUGUUCUUCAGAGGAAGAUUGAAAAUCUUGAGGACCUUUUGAAGGAAAAGGACAACCAGGUGGACAUGGCUCGAGCGCGCCUGACAGCAAUGCAAGCCCAUCACUCCUCUUCUGAAGGUGCACUUUCAAGUUUAGAAGAAGCGAUAGGGGACAAGGACAAGCAAAUAUCGCAGCUGAGGGAGCAACGGGACCGGGCAGAGCAGGAGAGGAACGAAGAGAGGGAGCUGCACGAACGGGAGAUCGCCGAAUACAAGAUGAAGAUGCACGCCCUGGAAAACGACAUGGAGAAGCUACAGGUGAGACUGGAAAAAGCUGCUGCCGAGAAAGACAGGAUCGAGGUGAAACUUGAGAAUUCCCAAUCCGAGUUGGGUCAGGCUAGGGCCGAACUCGAAAAGAUGCAAUCUGAAAUGAUGAAGCUUCAAAGUGAAAGUGACCGAAGUCGCAGCGAGUUUGCUAGACUUGCCCUGGAAAAUGAGAGAAUGCGAGAGCAGUCUGGACGUUUGAAAUCCGAUCUUGACAGGUCCCAGACCACGUUCGGCAAGUCCUCUAUGUACCAGUUGGACGAUUACGAGCGACUCCAAGAUCGGCUGGAGAAAGCACAAACUGAGCUUCGCAGAGUUCAAGCAGAAUAUCGAAUGCAUCAGGCUGAACAGGACCGUGCGCGAGGGGAGGUAGAGCAGCUGCAGGAGAAAAUUGAACGUUCCCAGGGGGAGAUUUAUCGUCUGAAAGCUAAACUAGAGAAUGCCCAGGCAGACAAAGAGAGCAUACAGGAGGAGUAUGAUCGAGUACAGUCAACAGUAGCGCGCUCCCAGAGCGAGCGAGACGCCGCUUUGGCAGAAGCAGAAAAGUUGCGCGCUGAACUGGAUCGUAUACAAAAUCUGCUGACUAAGAGUCAGAGUCAGCAUGAGAAAACGCAGGCAGCCCUCGACAAAGCCCAACUGGAAACCGAUCGCAUCCAAGAGAAGCUGGAUAAAGCUACUGCGGAAGCACGACGAAUGCAGCUGGAGAGAGAACGAGCUCAGUCCGAACUGGAGAACAUGCAGACCCAGCUGAGCCAAGCCCAGAUGAGUACCUUGAAAUUCCAAAAGGAGAAAGAAAUGAUCGAAUUGGAAGCAGAAAAAUCGCAGGAAAAAUAUGAGAAGACAUUGGCAUCGUUCCAACGACUUCAGAAGGAAAAAGACGCGAUGAGUACUGAGAUGGAAAAACUUCGAGAAAAGACUGAUCUGGAAAACGUUGAAAAGUUACAGUCUCAACUGCAGAAAGCGCAAGAAGAACGUGAUUCGGCUAAGAGGGAAUAUGAAAAACUAUUGGAAAAAUCAGAAAAGUCUCAUUCGGAAAUUUAUAAGUUACAGGCUAAAUUAGACCAGGUGCAGACAGAUAUGGAAAAAACAAAUUUGGAAUUAGAAAAGUUACAACUUUCUUCUGGGAAAACUAAAGAAGAGUAUAAGUCCGCUGUAGAUGAAUUGGAAAAGCUUCGGGAGAUGCAUUCCAGAACAUCAGCACAACUCACUAUAUCGAAGGAAAACGAAGAAAAAUUGCGAGUAGAUUUUGAACGGUGCCAGAUGGAAUUGAAUGUCAUGCGAGAACAAUACGAUAAGUCCCAAGAGGCGUUACGGAAAGCGCAAACGCAGUUGGAUAAAAUGCAUUCCGAAAUGGAAAGUCUUAGGAAUGAAUUGAAUCGCGUUCAAGCACAAGUAGGUAAAACGCAGACUAAUCAUGAGAAAUCCCAAGAACAAUUGUCCAAAUCGCAAAGCGAAAUACAAAAGUUCAAAGAACAAGUAGAACGGUUACAAUCGGAAUUAAAUCGGGUUCAUACCGAAAAGGACAGGCUGUUUACCGAAAAUGCUAGUCUUAAAUCCGAAAUCGAAAGGUACCAAAGUCAGAUGCUGAAACAUCAUACAACUCAGGAAAAAGCUAUGGCAGAGAUCGAAAGUUUGCGCGAAGAACUCGAGAAAUUCAAAGAGAAACACGAAAAAUUGCAGACUGAAUUAGAGAAGAGCAACAGAGAGAAGGAAAAAUCUGCUCUCGAGUGCCUGAAACUUCAAACUGAGACGGAGAAACUGGCUAAUGAGAAGCAUAUAAUAGAGAGAGAGAAAGAUCACCACUUAGAAGAAAUUUCAAAACUGAACAUUGAAGUAGAUAAGCUUAAAAAUAAGUGUGAACUUUCCAAAGAUGAGCUAAAGAAAUUCCAAGAUCUUAAACAUCAACAUCACAUGGAAAUCGAAAGAAUGAAACAUGAAUUAGAAGUUGCCGAAUUAAAGGCAGAAAGACAUGCAACAUCGGAAGACAGGCAAAAGCAAGAAGUUGAAAAAGUUAAAUUUGAAUUAGAAAAGGUAAAGGACAGAUAUGACAGAAUCCAGGCUGAUUUUAAGAAAGCAAAAGAAGAAAGAGAUGCUUUUGAAACAGAAGCUAAGAAUCACCAGUCUGCUCUCACUCAACUGCGUGCUCAGCUUGAUAGUCUACAAUCCACCCAUCAAGCUUCAGAUAGUGAUCUUCAGAGAGCCAAAGCGGAAACAGAGCGGAUUCGAGCAUUGCUUCACAAGUCUGAAGCUGAAUUACACAAAAGUGUUGCAGAGAACAGCAAACUUCAAAUAGAAAUUACGAAGUUGAAACAAGAGCUUGAAGAGUCUGAACAGUCGUUGGUGAGACAUCGCAAAGACGAAACUUCAAGCAAGGGUGAAUUGGAAAAAUUACAGAGAGAGCUAGAUAGAAUUCGUGACAAACUCGAAAGAUCUCAAGCAGAGGCGCGAAGAAACCUCGAAGAUAAAGACAGGCUGGAAACAAAGUUGCAAGAAACUAUGGGAGAACUGGACCAUCAUCGUUCCGUGAGAGGUAAGACAGAAGAAUACCAGCAGAAAUCUAGAGUUGAGCUAGAUUAUUCUCACAUGGAAUUAAGCAGACUAAAAAGAGAAUUGCAGAGACUGGAACAACAGCUGGAAGAAGCUCUGGCAGAGAACAAAGACUUGCGCAGAGAACUCUCAAAAUCCCUGGAAACAAUAACUAACAUUCAGAGGCAACUGGAAGAUUCACAAAGCGAUCUGAAGAGGGCUGAAGAUCUCAAUCGGAAAUUGAAAUCAGAAGCCAAUUCACAGCGAACGUUCGAAACAGAACUUCUCAAAACCGAAGAAGAGCUCCUGAAUGCUAAUUCUGAAAUAAGGGAUUUGAGAGUAGAAUUGGCGAAAUCGUAUGAAGACGCGGCAACUUUGCAGAAGCAAAUGGAUGACUUGCAGAAAGACAUCAAAAUACUGAUGGAAGAGAAUAAAGUUUUGAGAAGUGAGCAAAUUAAAACACAAAAAGCUGAAAGCGAGCUUGAAAAGAUCGAAGAACAACUUUUCGGUGCAAAUGCCGAGAACAGAGAACUGCGGAUGGAAUUAGCUGAGACCUAUGAAACGGUGUCGAAUCUGCAAAGAAGAUUAGAUGAUCUCGAAAGGGAAUUGAAAGUUGUUGAAGAUCAAAACAUAAAAUUAAAGGCAGACCAAGCUAAGUCUCAAAGAACAGUUGAAAGUGAAUUGAUAAAAGUAGAAGAAGAACUACUGAAUGCUCAGUCUGAAAAGAAAGAGCUCAGGAUGGAGCUGGCAAAAUCCUACGAAACCGUUUCUUCCAUUCAAAAGCAGUUAGAAAGAUAUCAGUCUGAUUUAGCUAAAGCGGAAGAUGAAACUAAGAAGCUGAAACAAGAACUAGAAAAAAGUCAAAAAGCUCAAACGCGGUUAGUUAAAAUUGAAGAAAAGCUAUAUCAGGCAAAUUCCGAAAAUGCUGAUAUAAGAGCUGAGACAAAGAAACUAUAUGAAAAAGUAUCUAAUAUUCAAAAGCAAUUGGAUGAAGCCAAUUCCGAGUUGAAGAAAUCUGAAGAAAGUAAUCGCCUUUUAAGAUUAAAAUUAGACAAGUCUCUAGACAAAGACAAGGAACUGAAAAAGAUAGAAGACCAACUUCAAAGUUUAAAUGCAGAAAACAAAGAACUGAAAGCAGAGAUAUCAUCCUUGUAUGAGAAAGUUUCCAAUUUGAAACUCCAGUUGGAAGAUUCCCAAAAUGAUUCCAUGACUUACGAAGAGAAAAAUCGCAAACUGAGAAGCGAACUGGAAACAUUGAAAGAAAAAAUGGAUGAAGAAAUCAAUAAAGUGACUGAGCAACUAAACAACGCCGGGGCUGAAAAUAAAGAACUCCGAAUGGAACUCGUCAAAACAUACGAAACUAUAUCUAAUGUCCAAAAGCAAAGAGACGAUUUAAAUAUCGAAGUGAAAUCUUUGCAAGAGAAAAAUGAAAGAUACAAGAAAGAUCUCGAUAAAACAGAAAAGAAAGUUGAUGAGUACAGUAAAAUCGAUAUCCAGUUCAGAAAAUUGUCGCAAGAUAAUGAGUCGUUGAAAUCUGAGUUGUCUAAGCUCCAAGAUACACUUUCAUCAACUCAAAGGAAAUAUGAAGACGUUUUGGAUAGAAAGAACAGAGCUGAGCUUUUAAACAAAACACUGAAAGAGGAUCUGGAGAGAUUCGCUAGGCUCGAUGACGAAAAAGACCAACUUAAAGAAAUGUUACUAACAGCACAGGAUGAAAAUGCUGAUAUGCGAAGGGAAAUGAAACGAUCCAAUGAGGCCAUUUCGAAUCUGCAGAAGGAAAUCAAAGCAUUCAGCACUCAGUUGGGGAAAAAAGAAGAAGAGAUCAGGAAUCUGCGAACGAACUCUCAAAAAUCGACGAGAGAAUAUGAGGAUAAAUUAAGUGAGCUUAAGAAAAAACUGGACGAAGCUUUGGCAGAGAAGGAAGUGUUGGAAGAAAAAAUUAAGAGAUUGAAUGAAAAAAUCAGUCAUCUUGAGAAAGAGUUGAGUGAUGAAAAAUACGAGCUAAGCAAAGCACAAGAGCAAACGAAGAAGAUGACAUUUGAACUAGAAAAAGCAGAGAAUAGACUUAAAAGCGAACUUGAGAAAACGGAAUCUUUAUAUGACAUCAAUGAAGAAAAUAAAGCCUUACGCACUGAGCUUUCCAACUGUCAAGAGACAAUUUCCGAUAUUCGCAGGAAAAUGGAUGAUAUGGCUAAUGAAAACAAGAGACUCAAAGAUAUCGAGAAUCAGCAUAAGUCAGCAUCUGAAAAGAUGAAAUCUCUUGAAAAAGAAUUGAAAGACUUGCAGCAGAGAUUUGAAAAAGUGGAGAAUAACAACAAAGAUUUGCAAGGUCAAGUGGUAGAAUACAAACAAGUUGUUGAACAGACGCAGAAACUUUACAUUGAUACACAAACACAACUGAAUGAAGCUUUGGGAGCUUUAAACAAAAAUCAGAAAAUUCUCGCUGAUUCGCAGAAAGAAUUGGAGAAUUCAAAGAAAACUGUAUCCGAAACUGGAAAAAUGUAUCGCGAUGCGCAGAAAGAACUGGCUGAUGUCAAAGAAAAACUAUCGACAUCGGAGAAAAUGUUGCAAGAGGCUAAUUUAGAAUUACAGAAGCUUAAGGAAAGGAACAAGACACUGGAGGAGCAACAAACAAAUACUCAAAAAACUGUUUCUUCUGAGCUUCAAAGAUUAGAGGAAGAACUGCAAAAUUCGAUUUUGGAAAACAAAGAGCUACAGAUGGAGCUCCGAAAGUCAUACGAUGAGAUAUCAGAUAUUAAGAAGCAGUUCGAAACCCUUCAGGCGGACUAUCAGAAAUUGAAAGAUCAAAAUAAGAAAUUAAAGUCGGAUUCUAAGAAUAAGAAAACACUUGAGACUGAAGUGCAGAGGCUAGAAUCGGAAUUACAAACCGAAAAAACAGAAAACCAAAAAUUGAAAUCUGAAUUGAGCGAAUAUCACGAAAAACUGUCAACUUUGCAGAAGAAAAUCGAGAACGUUGCUGUCGAGUUGGAUUUUGCGAAAGAAGAGAACAGGAAUCUGAAGCAGUCACAUCACUCUGCGCAAAGAAAUAUGGAAAAUGAAAUCAAGACCUUAAAAGACACCAUCGAGAACAAGAAUUCCGAAAACAGCGAAAUAAAGAACGAAUUGGCAAAAUCGUACGAAGCUGUCUCCAAUCUUCAGGAGGAGGUCGAAAAGUAUUUGGAAGAACUGAAGAAACUGCGAGAAGACAAUCGAAAAUUGCGAUCUGAGCAUCUGCAUUCGCAGAAGACCGUCGAAAGUGAGUUCCAGAAAUUCGAAGAGCAACUAUACAAAGCCCAGGAUGAGUUGAAAGAUGUUCGAAAAGAGCUAAAAGAAGCACAUAGCACUAUUUCUGAUCUUCAAAAACAGUUAGACACAUCUCAAAACGAAUGUACAAAGUUGAAAGAAGCUAAUAAAAAGUUAAAAUCUGAACAAUCGAAAUCUCAAAAAAGUGCUGAAAGCGAAACUCAAAAAUUGGUUGAAAAGAUCGAAAGCCUUUUCAUAGAAAAUGAGAAAUUAAGCACUGAGGUUAACCAGUAUGCUGAGACGCUUAACAACCUAACAAAGCAAAUGAGUGAAGACCAAAAAGAGAUAGAGAAGCUUAAAAAAGAAAAAGACAAAGCAAAUACCGAACUGGCUAAUGCUAAGAAGGCUAUGGAAGCUGAGUUUAGCAAAGUAGAGAAAAGAAUACAGGUCAGUGACGCCGAAAACAAAGAACUCAAAUCCGAGCUGGCCAAAUCCGGUGAUACGAUCGCAGCAUUCCAAAAAGAACUGGAGGAAUGUCAAAUAGAAUUACAAAAGGUUCGGGAGCAAAACAAACAACUGAAAGCUGAUCAGCAGAAAACGCAGAAGAAUGUCGAUAAGAAUGUUGGUGCAGAAAAAGAAAAAAUGGAAAAAGAAAUUGCAAAGUUGCAGAAGAUGGUUGAAAAGCAGAAAGCUGAUAAUCAAAAAAUUGUUCAAGAAUCGGAGAGCAUGAAAGCUCAGUUAGAAAAAGCUCAGGCCGAAGUUCAAGCGUUUGGAGUGGAAAGGGAAAGGUUUCAAUCGCAAUUAGAAAUGCUUGUUCAAGAAAUCGAACGAAGAGAGCUACAAGGAGCCGAUACAGCUGCUGUAAAGCAGGGUGAAUCGGAGGCACUGCGUAAACAGGUGGAAGAGAAACAGAAAAGAAUCGAAGAUAUGGAAAAAAUGUUGAAGAAGUGUAGGGAUAAAAUAAAACAAAUGGAAGCACAAGUACAGCAGGCAGCGCCAGAUGCGAAGGGUGAGAACCAGAAACGGUUAGCUGCCUUAGAAAAGCUAUGCGAAGAGUUAUCGAAAGAGAAAGAGAAGGCGGAACAAGAAAACAACAAGUUGAAAGAAGAUGCACAACGCUUGCAAGCCGAACUGGAUCGCUUACUGGACGUGAUGACUGUAGUGGAAAAAGAAAAGUUCACUUUGAAUGAACAAAUCAAAGAACUGCAAGAGGCUAUGAAGGACAAAGAUUCCAAAGUACAAGGUGCAAAACGGGGCCAACAAGCUGAAAGAAACAAAAAUGCCCAGAUGUUAGAAGAAGCUAGGAGAAGAGAAUCCGAAGCGACUAAAGAAGCAGCUAAAGCGCAGGAGCAAGUGCUACAGCAGCAAGAGAGGAUAGAGGAAUUAGAGGAGGCUUUGCGGGAGAGUGUUCGAAUCACAGCUCAGAGAGAGGUAGCUGUGGCUCAGAAGCAGUCCUUCAUCGAUGCUGCCAACGUUAAGAUUCGAGACAUGCAAUCAGAACUGAUAGGACUUCAAAAAGGUGUGAAUGCAUGUUGCACGAACUGUCCGCCUUUGAAGGUCAAACUGAAAGAGACAGAAACGAAACUCAAAAUGCUCAUCACCGAGAGAAAGCUUCAUUUAGAACAACUAUUUGAAAUGAAGCAAGAAGCUCUGUCGGCGGCCAUCAGCGAGAAGGAUUCUCAUUUAGCAUUCCUCGAAAUGUCCGGCAUUAAGAAUGCUAAAAUUGCAGAACAGGUCGAUAAAUUAAAAGCGGAGAAAAAGCAACUAGUCGACAAAAUCAAAAUAGAGAAUGAAAACAGAGUUAAGCUUUUAAUGGACCUUGAAGAUUCUGACCUAGACGAGCUCAUAAGUAAAAGUGCCAUUAAAGAUCAAGACACAUCUCAGGAUGCAGAAGAAGAUGGACUCCGAUCUGUAUCAUAACCUUUAAAAGAAAAAGACUGUAACUCUACAUAAAGAUUCUUUUGGACUGGAGUGCUCAGUAGAUUCAGUGUGCUACUAGCCAACCACCUGUUCUCUCUCUGAUCUCGUCUUCCAGAAAGUUCCAUGGCCUUGCUUCCCACUGUCUAGGCUCCACCGCUCUAUCCUCCACAUCACAUCAGAAGCGGUCUCCCCGCGUCUGGCGGGGAAGCUCUUCUUGUAUAAACUGCCAUGAACUACUCUAGUUAAUUAAUUCAUGCUAAAGCGUUGUGCUCUGUUACCACUUGCCACUGGUGCCAUAUUUCAAUGAGAGCUACCAUGACGUUGCUGUGAAAGCAGAGGAAGUUCAAUGCAAACUGCAAUAUUUUAUAUUCUCAAUUGGUAAAUUCUCUAAUGUAUUUUUUUAAUGCAGUGUAUAUUACGAAUAUAUGAUAAACCGUUCACUUGAUUAAAUGCAAGGAUUUUGUUCAAAUUUAUGGUUAUGCUCAGGAUGAUUUUUUUUAAAUUAUGAAACAAAAAUGAGAAUAAAAACAACACAAAAAAAAAAUGAUUAAAAAUUGUAGACAUCAGAAAAUUAUAAUUAUUAUCUUGAUAUUUCUUUGCUAAAAAUAGAUAUUUAUACCCCUAGUUUAGAAGUUUAUGAAACGAUUUGUACAUAUUCAUACAAAUAAUUUAAGAAUUGUAUUACAUAUUUCUAUCUUGAUAAAGAUAUUGAUAAGGAAUGUGACUUUUUCAUCUUUUUUCACGUUUUGUAGCAUUAAAACAACUUUAAAUUCUUUACUAAGUAAUCGAACAGUUAUCUUUAAUUAGUUAGUUAAUUUAAGUUAUUUCUUGCUAAAGACAUUUUUUUUUCUUCCAAUAAAAAAUAUUUAUUUUCCUAGAUAUUCUGUGUAUCUUUUAUAAAAAAUAACAGUCUGAAAAUCUUAAAGUAAUCAAUCCAACGGCAACAUGAACAUUAUUAAAAUACAAUCCAAGUCUGAAAUUUAGUUUCCACAUUGAAAUCGACAAAAUUUUAAUCAAUUUUUUCCCCUCGAGAGUAUCCCUCCCUCUUCAUACUGAAUGACUAAUUUUCCUUAUUAAUUUAACUAUACAAAAUUAAAUAAUUAAAGAUGUUUCCCAAGUCUUAAAAAGUUUUACUUGUUAGUUCUUUCUAAAUCUUUUAAAUUUAUUGCAUUAACAAAACACAAAUAUAUACAUACAAAGAAAGGAUAAACAUAGAUCUUAAAUUCUAACUAUUAACAAAAUGGAAUAUGGAUGUAUCUACGUUUGCAUUCCAUUUGUUAAUGUGGAAUGUUACAUCCCAUAUUAAUACGGAAUGUGGACACAUCUUCAAGUCACAACACUACUAAAUUAUCUAUAAUUCUCACUAGCUCACAGCAGAUGGCGCUCUCUUUGGUUUAAUUUAGUUUAGUUAUAUUAAUGUCCCGUUUUAAAGCCACACUAGGGCUAUUUUGAAAUGGACCUCAUAAUUGGCGCUUUUCUUUGUACACAUGCACAUUUGAUACAUUCUGAAAUUUUUUAUAUCACAUGGAUUAAUAACUUAAAUUUAAAAUUCAAGAUUCUUGAUGUUUUAAGUCACCACAGUUUUGAUCAGAAUUAUAAACUUUGUUCUAAUAAAACUGCUUAGUUCUAACUGAAAAUGGAAGAAAAAGAUUUUUAAAAUAUUCACUUUAUGUUUCACAUUAAUAUGUAUUUCUAAUUGCAGUCUGUAUUUAACUUCCUCAGGUGUUAAUAUUUUUACUUGCUUUAGCAACUCAUGAUGUUCACUAUUUUGCUUUUCUUGAUCUCUGUAUGCGAUAUUUUGCUUAUUGAGUGUGCAAUUUUGUAUUUAAAUUAUUUUGUGUCGCAUCAGUGUUGCAUGAAUGAGGAAAAUAUUUAUUUAUAUCGCACAUAAUUUUUGGCUCUUAUAAUCAUAUCAAGUAAUUAAUUAUCUCUGGAUUUUACACAUUAAAAUUGUUAGAAUUACAAAUAGAAUUCUUGUUCUGAAAGAAUUCUGCAAGUGUGUUUGUGGAGUUUUUUUAAAGAUAUUAUAAACUAGAAUGAAAUUUCUGAAAUUUAUCAACACAGUUCUAUUAUUAAGAGAAAAUAGAAUUUAAAAGAACUGUUCUAAAUUGUAUUAAUAAUUGAAAGAGAAACAAAAAAAAAAAUUUCAUCACAGGAAAUAGAAACUCAUGUUGUUUUUUUCUAAAAUCAGCUAUAAAAUUGUGAUAUUAAUUUUUAAAAAUAUUUAGAAGUACGUUACUACAUAUUUAAAAUGAUUUGUUAAAAUUACCUCUUAAAGUAGUACUUAAAUAUUUUUAUCUGAUUAUGAUUAAAGAUAAAAGAUAACAUAACCCUUUUUUUAUCUUUAAAUCAAGUUUAUCCAUUUUACCCCUAAAAUCUGCAAUAAUUUUUUUAAAUUUCUUUAUAUCUUGACAAUAAUAUAAAUCUUGAAAAUCUGUUUAAAGGUGGGUUUUUUUUUAACAUUUUAAAAUAACUAAUUUAUGAUAAUGUUUAAUUGAAAUGUUUGCUAUUCUAAUAUUUAAUAAUUUGUGGAAUUUUAGUGCCAAGAAAUUAUUUAAUCAUUUUUUUUAAAUUUCAAUAUAUUUUUGAAACUAUAUUUUUAAUGCAAUAAAAUUAAA